AUUUUGAACAAUGUCGCAGUCGCAGCAUCCUAAAACCCCGAAAGCCGGCAUCUGAAGAGUGAAGAAGAAGAAGGAGGAGGAAGAAAGAAGAGAAAGAGAUGUCAUCGUGGAGAUUGAUCCUCGCAAGAAAUGCUGCUGCACGCAACUGCAUCAUUGCGUCGCGAAUCCCUAACUUCCCUCUCUCGCAAUCUUGCAUACCCAACCAACCUCCAUUAAAGCCCCAACCAACUCCUCCCUCCUCCACCGCCUCUCCCCGUUCCGUUUCCCGUUUCUUCCUUCCCAAUGACUUCCGUUUCUUCUCUCCUAAAACAGACAUCACCUUCGACGACGACCCUCCGCAAAACGACGCCGUUCCGCUCUGGAAUGAGACUGAACCACAAGAAGCCGCAUUAGACGAAGGAGAAGGACAACUAGAAAUAGAAGAAGAGAUUCACGAGAUCAACGACGAGAGAUUAGAAUCCCUGCGGGUUCUUCUACAAAGUAAUGACGACAGGUCGUUUGAGUCAUCUCUUAACGACAUGUGUUUAACUCUGGAUCAUAACUCCGUCGCCAGAAUAAUUGAAAUCCCGUCCGUUUCGGGCGAGAAUCUCGUUAGGUUUUUUAACUGGGCCCGGAACGACAAGUCGUUUAAGGUAUCCCCCUCUGUGUUGGAAACAGUGGUGUCAAAGGUGUGCCAAGGUAUGAAGAAGAAAGAGAUAUACUCUCUGUGGGAUUUGGUUCGGCAUAUUGGUGAGGAAGAGAAGGGUGUGCUGAACGUAGGGAUUCUCAACGAGUUGAUAUCUUCGCUGUCGAAAUUGGGGAAAGGAAAGGCUGCACUCGAGGUCUUUGAUAAAUUGGAGGAUUUCGAAAUUGUGCCGAAUGCUGACAGUUAUUACUUCACGGUCGAAGCUCUUUGCCGGCGGAAAGCUUUCGAUUUGGCUUGGUCCGUGUGUCGAAAGAUGAUUGAUUCACAGAUGGUGCUGGAAGAUGUAGAGAAAAUUGGUAGCAUGGUGUCUUGGUUUUGUAAGGGGAAAAUGGCCAGAGAAGCACAUGAAGUGUAUAUGGCAAUGGAAGAGAAAAGGAAGCAGUUACCUUUGUCUUGUAUUAGCUUCUUGGUUGCCAAAUUGUGUCAAGAGAAUGAGACUGUUGGAUUGGCUUUGAAGGUGUUGGCGGAUAUACAAGGAGAGAGGAGGCACCGUGCGAUAAAGCCUUUUUCCGCAGUGGUUAGAGCUUUGUGUAGGAUUAAGGAUCUCGAUGCAGCAAAGAAGUUGGUUUUGGAAAUUAUUGCAGAUGGUCCACCUCCUGGAAAUGCUGUUUUCAACUUUGUGAUUACUGGAUAUUGCAAAGUUGGGGAAAUGGGACAAGCUAUGGAGAUGAUGAAGCUCUUGGAGAGUAGGGGUUUGAAGCCGGAUCUGUACGCUUAUGCUGUUCUUAUGAGUGGCUAUUCAAAUGGUGGUGAGAUGGAAGAAUCUAGGAAAAUAUUGGAAGAGGCUAAAAAGAAGCAUCCUAAGUUAACCCCUGUGAUGUAUCACACACUAGUUCGUGGAUAUUGUAAGUUGGAACAGUUUGAUAAGGCUUUGGAGUUGUUGACUGAGAUGAAGGAUUUUGGCAUUCGCCCUAGUGCAGAUGAAUACGAGAAGCUGAUCCAGUCGCUAUGUUUGAAGGCUUUGGAUUGGGAAAUGGCGGAAAAACUACAGGAGGAAAUGAAAGAGAAUGGGUUGCAUCUCAAGGGUAUCACUAGGGCCUUGAUUAGGGCCGUCAAGGAGAUGGAAAAAGAAGUUUUGGAGGCUGGAAACUCUGGUUCAGCAGCAUAAUCAUUGGCGCUUUUUUGAGGUUGCAAUCUCUAUGCAAAAAAACAAUUCAGAGCAUAAAAGUUCAGAAGUAAUGGUUGGUAGUGAA
Arachis stenosperma is the source of this 1878-nucleotide messenger RNA. RefSeq names its product pentatricopeptide repeat-containing protein At3g02650, mitochondrial. The coding region runs from base 99 to 1793 and encodes 564 amino acids. NCBI's taxonomy places the organism in Eukaryota, Viridiplantae, Streptophyta, Magnoliopsida, Fabales, Fabaceae. The transcript has 2 exons. Gene Ontology annotation, molecular function: protein binding. The record is from RefSeq and is a predicted model, not a curated record.